Molecule: messenger RNA, 2259 nt
Organism: Trichosporon asahii var. asahii CBS 2479
Lineage: Eukaryota; Fungi; Basidiomycota; Tremellomycetes; Trichosporonales; Trichosporonaceae
Exons: 3
Coding region: 1-2259 (752 amino acids)
Source: RefSeq, a predicted model, not a curated record
AUGCCAGCACGAGAGGUAACUCCCGGGCCGCCUGAGACCCCUUGGGCAACAGUCGAUGAAUGCUAUUAUCAAUGGCUCAAGAACACCGACACCUGCAAAGGUACAUCGCUGUGCUGGGAGCUGGACAAGUUCUUCGCUGCCUCUCGCCGUUCCGAACUGUCCAUGUCAUUCCUCGAUGACCUCCGCGAGAUCGCAUUUUGCCCGUCACUCAUCACGUGCACCUGUUCUGGUGGAACACUGAUUCACCCAAACUGCCGACCUGCAAUUGGCCGACUGCAUGCGAGCCACGAAUGGUCGUUCGACUUGAGCCGACCUGGUGCUCUACAGGAUUGGACAUGGAGGCGUCUGCUGGAGUACUACUGGCACCACGCGUGGCCGAGUCCCGAGGCCAAUUUCCCACCACUCUCAACAUCCGCUACUACGUCCUUCAAGUCAAACGUACUAGGACCACUCCAUCAUCCAAGUCGGACCGCGGUGCAUCAAGGACUCACCCUGACUCUCCUGCGGCAUGCUCCGCCCAAGUCGAACCCGCGCUCGCAACUUCGGAACAAGUGGAUACGGUACUUGUGUCGCGGAGCAGAUUCCCUCCCAGCCGUGGACCAGUUUCCACCCUUCUCUCCUGCCGUCGGCACUAUGGUGCUCGACAACCAGUUUGACGAGGAAGCCGCCCUAGGUCUCUGGGGCAUCUUCGAGCGGUGUGACAUCGAUAUCUGUCCCUGCGCGGGCUGGGCGGCUUCCGGAUUCUCUGCACCAGGUACCAUCGCUGACGACGAGACAGUAUCCUUGCGCAGCAUCAACGGAGUGACGGUCGUGUUCCUGUCGCUCGUGUUCCUGUCGCUCGUAGCGUGGGAGCACCGCAAGGUCUUCUGCCAAUCCUGGAGACUGCAGGGCAUCAUCCUGUCCGAUCUCUUGCGGCAUGGUGUAGGCUGGCUGCUGUUCCAGCACCGAGACUCGUACAGCAUGUCUAUCAGCACACAGCUGUUCUUCCAGCCCCUCGAUCUCCGGGACACCAACGAGGGAGCUCUCAUGUGGAGUUCAGUCUUCGAGUGGCUGCCCCCUGAUCCCGGCGACGUCUUCCCGUCGACCUGGUCCGAAGGUCGAGCGCGAGCUCUCCUGCUCUUCCGAACCUGGGCCACGAGAUACGCCACCAAGGGGCCAAUCCAGGACAGCCUACCACGCUACCUCAACGUUCUCCGCGACAUGAGUCCGGCAUGGUACGAAGACUUUGACUGGCAAGUGCACGACGCCCACGUCCGCUUCACAUCGAGCUGCGGGUUGGCCCUCGGCACCGGUGUCGCUCUGGUUGUGGAGCGCUUCGAGCAGAUGCUCGGUUCAGACCUCCCCGACGGGGUACACACGCUGAGGGCGCAAGUCGCCGACUUCUUCCGCGAGUACUUUGACACAGCAGUACGGACGAGCGGCCGGCGCACGCGUCCCUUCAACGGUCUCGUUAGUCUGCGACACUGGUCUCUGCACCCCGAGCUGCGGCGGCUCGGCACCACCUUCGACUCGGAGUGGCACGACUUCCUCCACCGCAUGGACGCCAGCAAUCAGGUCAGAUGGGAGAACAGGUCCGCCCUGAUGAGGCACUUUUGCACAGCCUUCCUUGACGCCCUCCUCGCCCAAGUCGAUCUGGACGAGUACUGGCGCGACACGGCGCGGAUUGUCCGCUCCAAUCUCGCCUCGCCUGUCUCUAUCCAGCUCGUACCCGGGGCGGACAGGAAUCAGCUCCUCACUUUCCACAAUGCACAGGGCGCGGACCUUAGCGCAGACUUUGCCGCCAAGUUCAUGAUCGGGCUGAAUGAGAAAUGGGCGGAUCGGUGGGAUGGCGAGCCGUCCGAGAUGCGGGAGACAGUUCCGCAGGCGGACGCUGGUGACCCUCCCUCGGAAGCCAGCAUUACCGAGCUAAAGAACGAGGAUCCGGAUCCCGAUGGCCCCAACCCGCCGCCACCCUCCGACAAGCCCGGCCGCGCAGGUCCACAUCAGCUCUGGAUCAGUGUUGUUCUCGCCUUUCUAGCACUCGUGAUCGCCUUCUCACAAGGUCGGCUGGGCAACCUCUCCCCAGGUCACCUCCGGACCCUGACACCUGACCCUGCGCAGCUCAUCUCGACCGGCCACAUCGUUGCACGGUACGAAGCCGGCUCCUCACUCGUACUCAGCAUUGGAGACCGGGUGAACGUCCUCGAGCAGCCAGUUCCGGGAUGGGUGAAGGUGCGUACUGAUACUGGUAGCGUAGCAAGGCUCGUGGCCUUGGAGUGA